AUGGCGACUUCUUCUUCUUCCUCUUUAGUCAAAAUUGACGGUUUGCUUAGGAUGAUUACUCUUUGUCUCGAAGACGAUAAUUUUCUCAAGUGGAGUUUUCAAUUGGAAUCUAUUCUUCAGGGUUAUGAUAUUUUUGGGCAUUUUGAUGGAACUGAUGUUGCUCCUUCUUGCUUUGCUAUUGUUGAUGAGGAGGGUGUUACAUCUGCAGUUACUGCUGCUUACAAGGAAUGGAUUCUCACCGAUAAGGCUUUACUUAGUUUGCUCAUUGCCACUCUCUCUGAUGAGGCCAUAUAG
Messenger RNA from Prunus armeniaca (apricot), 294 nucleotides. Lineage: Eukaryota; Viridiplantae; Streptophyta; Magnoliopsida; Rosales; Rosaceae. The record is from the annotation of a GenBank genome assembly.